GGGCGUGGAGGCAAUUGCUAGACAAAUUGGUGGCGACACAGCUAAAUGGGUUGUACGGCAAGUGUGUUAUGUGAUUAAAGCCCCAACUUAUUCUAACGCCACUAGAUUCUGCAGAAAGAAAAUGCAGAAAAAUCGAAGCUGAUGUGGAAGAGUGGCUGAUUAAAGUGGAGAAGAUCAUCGAAGAGGCAAACAAACUGGUGAACGAUGAAUGCCAGGCAGAGAUGUGUUUCUACGGCUUCUGUCCUAAAAAUUUCAUAGCCUGUUAUAGUCCAAGUAAGCGAGCAACAGAAUUGGCACCCACAAUCAUUGAAGAAAUUGAAAAAGGAAACCAAUUUCGCAGUGUGUCAUACAGCAAUCCCCCACAAGAUACAUGGACUAAACCAGGGUACCGAGCUUUCGAAUCGAGGAUUUCUUUUGCAAAUCAAAUUAUGGAGGAACUCGCAGAUUCUAAUAUCUACGUCAUUGGGAUAUACGGGUUGCCUGUUGUCGGGAAAAGCACACUUACCAAACAAGUUGCUAGGCUAGCAAAAGAGAAGUUAUUGCUUGAUGUGGCCAGUAUAGAAGUUAAACAGAAUGCAGAUGUGGAAACAAUUCAAAAACAAAUUGCCGAAAAGGUUGGUCUGAAGCUCGAUGAAAGUAUGUCUAUCUCAGGACGAGCAUGCAGCCUAAGUGCCUACAUUAAAAACAAGAAGAAUAUUCUUGUAAUUCUGGAUGACGUUUGGGAACUGAUUGACUUGGAAAAUUUGGGACUUCCAUUUGGGAUAUGUAAAGUUCUGUUAACUUCAAGAAAACGAGACUUGUUAUCCUCUGAGUUUGGCACGCAGAAAGAGUUCCUACUGGAAGUUUUAACGAAAGAAGAAACUUGGAGUUUGUUUGGGAAUAUAGUAGCAGAUGAUGUUAAAGACCUUGAUAUUCAAGAAGUAGCAAUUGAAGUAGCCAAAAGACGUGCAGGUUUGCCCAUUUGGGUUGUGACACUUGCAAAAGCAUUAAAAGGUGGAAAUAUACACACAUGGAAAGAGGCUUUGAGACUUCAAAAAAGGUGUGAAGGAAAAGAAAUGCAAGAAAAAGCAUACUCGGGCAUCGAGUGGAGUUACGAUAGGUUGGAAGACGAGGAGGUGAAAUCAUUGUUUCGGAUCUGUGGUAUGCUGGGGGGCGACUGUUUCCUUGACGACUUGUUCAAAUAUACAAAAGGUUUGGGUUUGAGUUUGUUUGAAGGCAUCAAUACAAUGGAAGAAGCACGGAGUAGAUUUCAUGCAUUGGUUGGGAAAAUGACUCUUGUCUCUUAAUGCUACACACUAAUGAAGACCGGUUUACAAUACAUGAUC
This is a messenger RNA of Ziziphus jujuba (common jujube), 1325 nucleotides long. Its product is annotated as disease resistance protein UNI-like. Lineage: Eukaryota; Viridiplantae; Streptophyta; Magnoliopsida; Rosales; Rhamnaceae. The coding region runs from base 222 to 1286 and encodes 354 amino acids. The transcript has a single exon. The record is from RefSeq and is a predicted model, not a curated record. Gene Ontology annotation, molecular function: ADP binding.